AUGAAUAAAAAACAAUUUAGUUUCCCACCAGAGGAAGAAAUCCAAAAAGUAAUUAAAAGAAUGACCCAACCGGGUUAUCGCCGCAUAAAUAAAGGAUUAUUACCUAAUGCUACUACUGAGGAAAAAAUUAAAUACCACCUUUGUCAAAAUAUUUCCCGCUAUGCCCGUGAAAAUAACCUAACUGAAAAAGAAUUAAGCAAAAAAUUGGGAAUAGACCAAGUCAAAACCGAGUAUCUUUUAUUUAGUCAUAUUGACAGGUUAAUUCUUGGAGAAUUAAUUGCUUACGCGGAUAACCUACAUAUUCCGUUGAAAGUAGAAAUAAGCAUAACCAAAGAUAAUAAUCAACAUGUAAUUUUUGGCUUGCUCCGAACCGUUUUAAAAAUUAGUCCGCAUUGUUGGAAGAGAAACGAGGAAUUUCAGGCUAGCAAGAAAGCCAAGGUUAAGGAGAAUUUGGCUAAUUGGUUAUUAGAUAAAGAAGUAAUUAAGAAUUUGAUUCAACAACUAAAAGAAAAAGAAGUAUGGUUUGAGGGAGUAAAUGCUAAUUGUCCCGCUUGA
Molecule: messenger RNA, 555 nt
Organism: Funneliformis geosporum
Lineage: Eukaryota; Fungi; Glomeromycota; Glomeromycetes; Glomerales; Glomeraceae
Source: the annotation of a GenBank genome assembly